CGUCAACUGUACUAUCAAUCCUUACAUACGACAUCAUCAUGUGUUCUGAAUCUGCAGCAUUUUAUUUUUGUCUAACUUGUCUGUUGAUACCAAGUCAUUUAUUACAGGCGACAGGUUUUUUCUUUCCAUAUUGGAUCAAACAUAAUUCAACAUCAGACUGCUUCAGGGGAAUCGCUUUCAAUACAGCGAAUUGUAAUGGCACGAUAGAAGAGGGACUUGGUACCACAGCUCUUGGUCUUCAGGCUACUGCGUUCAUUAUUAUCGCUCUGACAACAGCGGUCAUCAUGUAUUCCAUUUGUUGUAAUAAAGACGGCCUGGUUAAAGUGGGAUGUUGUACAAAAUUUGGAGUGGGUGUAUUGUGUUUAUAUCCUGCUGCAGGAAUAAUUGGCUUUGCUGGGUGCAUGCUUGUUGCCAGCGACUACAAAGACCACGAGAAGGGCUUCAGCUUUUAUCUCUCCCUUGCAGCAUCAUGUUACGUGAUGCUUUUGAGCUUAGUCUUCUGCUGUUUCAUAUACAAAAAUGCAAAGCAAGAAAAAGGCACAGAUAAUAAGGAAGGGAGAGUGAAUAGAAGCUAUGUAAGCAAUGAGGUUGCCCAAUAUGAUGAAUCUAGGAGCAGUCAGGAUAACAGAGUUAUGGUAUCUUCAGGAGAUGGGGGUCUUGUUUUGGGUCAUGUGCAUGAGGAACACCAUGUGGAAAUUAGCAACAGAGGGAGCAUUAUAAUUAGCACGCGACAAUUCGCAAGAAUUUUCCAUAUCAAAUGAACCCUGCUUCCAGACAAAUUGUUUCUGUUUAAAAUAAACUAAUAACAACUGUGACUCUAAAAAUCAAUCUUUUAUGUAUAUAUUUGAGCAUGACUGUUUUGGAAUACUUUCAGUGAGAACAACGUUUAACGAACAGCUAUGAUAAAAGAAAGUAUAUGGUUAUUUAAAU
Molecule: messenger RNA, 930 nt
Organism: Saccostrea cuccullata (small rock oyster)
Lineage: Eukaryota; Metazoa; Mollusca; Bivalvia; Ostreida; Ostreidae
Exons: 4
Coding region: 39-761 (240 amino acids)
Source: RefSeq, a predicted model, not a curated record